AAAUUUUAUAGUAAAAAGAAUAGAGCAGAGUCGAACAACGAUUAGAAGACAAUUAUCAUAAAGAUACUUUCGUUAUUUAGUCCUAGGACUUGCUGCCGUAGCCAAUGUGUAUAUGUAGGAAAACCAAAAGUAUUUUUUAUUUUCAUGUGAUCAUGAUUAAAAAAAGGUUAUUUCUCAAAAAAAGAAAGUUGACUCGUCUUGAAGCAAACUAAUGUGACGGUAAUAUUCUUACCCACGUCGGUAUGGUUAAAUGAUUGUUCUCUCCAGUUAUAAUCUUACUCGUGUCGAUAUAUAACAUAUACUAGGUAGUAACCCGCACUUUGCGCGGGAUGAAAUAUUUAUAUACUGUAAAUGUUAAAGUUAUAUAUUUUGUUUUGAUUAUGUAUAACAUAGUAUUUUCUAUUACAUUUAACCACAUAAUCGAUUAUUGAAUGUUAAAGAUAUAAUAUGUUUAAAAAAGCUAUGAUUUGAUACUCAAUAAUAGAAUUGAAACAUAAGUUUCUUUGGGUCAUAUGUGGGUUUGCGGUUUACACAAUUGAGUUUGGUGAUGCAAACUUUUUUUAUUUUCCAAAUUUCUCUUAAAAUAAAUGAAAAGAUCAUUUCUCGCAAAAAGAAAUUUGAUUCCUAUUGUAAAAAAAUGUAUCAAAUCUUUUUCCACUAAGCCUUCCUUUAGUUAAUCUCAAUUCAGUGAACAUAUCUGAGAACAAACGAACUCGUCUAUUCGUGAUAUUCUCCAAAGGUUGGCAAUUCAUUCUUGGGAAAGGCAAGACAUCAGAAAAGUAGACUGAUUCAUUUAUGAUUGUACUGAUUUGCCGAGUUUAUUCUGUCGGGAAUAUGUAAUCCAUCGACAUCUUGAAGAAUAUUAGAUGUUCGUGAUUAUCUUCAACAGAAAUCGAUUCCUUAAAUUGAAGGACACUGUCAUACGUGUUGUUUAGAGAAAAUGACUCGUGUUUGUGGUUGAGAAACUUCCAAAAGAAAGACCAUUGGGCAUGGAAGGGAAUAAGGGGAAACUCUAUAGAGCACGAUGUAGAUUGAAGAGGGGUGAUGCUGUUUUCAACAGAAUGGCUGAUAAAUGGAAAACAACAUCGCUGAAAAACAAUCGCUGAAAAACGGUCGGCCAAGAUACUGCUAGUUUGCUUGCCAAGAUCUGCUAGAGGUUACAUUAUUUGGACCUCUCGUGGUAUCGAAAACUCAAAGAAUAAGAUAUCAAGACGGAUCUUGAGAGUUUCUGCUCGGUACUUAGAUCGCUUAAGCUAUUUAGAUGGAAACAGGUAAUGGAUGAAAGACCUUUCAAAGAUCGUCGGAUUGAAAAUGACUUCAGUUUUUGCACAUCCUGAUGACUCUUACUCAAGUCAAGUGUAGAUGCCAAGUUAUUCUGAUGAUGUUUUCAAAAAAAAAAGAAAAAGACAAGUUUUGGCCAUGUACUAUCACUAAAGGCAUGAACCAUGUUUUAUUGUAAGACAAAAUCAUCUCCAUACUUCAUAGUAAAGAAGCUAGUAAUAAGAUUAACAGUCGCUACAGUGUCUUAUAGGCUUUAACUUUAUUACAAAAAGAUAGUACUAAAAGGAAGAAGAAGAAAAGAGAAAAAUGGCAUAUGAUUCUACGGAAUAUUUUUUUAUCAAUGUGUGGCCGCCAUUAGAAACAAAAGAUUCCUCUGAACCAGAGGAAAAUCUCUCCUCUCCUUCUCUGUAAAUUGUUAACCGCUUCUGGACACUAUCCUGCAACUUGUGUAGAGAUUCUCCCCAGGAAACAAACCCUUUCUCUUUCAACAAGAUUAAACACCAAGCAAGGAUUGUAAAGAAGUUACCAGUUCGUAUCUUGAUUUUUCUACCAGUUAUUUUUUUUGUUUCUGGCAUGGAAACAGGAUCAUCCAGGUUUACUUCGUCCAGAAAGUUUCUGGCCAUAAGCUUGUCUGUGCUAGCCGUGCUCUCGCCUCUCUACAUAGACAGCUUAUCAGAGGAAGAUGAAGAACCGGAAGAAGAACUCUUCGGUUUCAUGUUUUCACUUCCGGUGCUCCUCCUCUUCUUGGUUUUGGCCAUUGCUUUGUCCUUGUACUGUGACCAGAGCUUAACCAGGUUUGAUCCUUACUGGAUUCACAGGCUUUGUGGUUCGUUUGGUGGGUUGCUUGUCAUUCUCAUCCUUCUUGUUUUCGUCUUGAAAUGCAAAGCAUCUCCUUAGACCCUUUUAUGAAAGUUGUUAAUGAAAGAUCAACAAAGCUUAUGUUUUGUC
Messenger RNA from Raphanus sativus (radish), 2229 nucleotides. RefSeq lists its product as uncharacterized. Lineage: Eukaryota; Viridiplantae; Streptophyta; Magnoliopsida; Brassicales; Brassicaceae. The transcript is spliced from 5 exons. The record is from RefSeq and is a predicted model, not a curated record. The coding region runs from base 1855 to 2178 and encodes 107 amino acids.